This is a messenger RNA of Trichomonas vaginalis G3, 759 nucleotides long. Its product is annotated as pseudouridine 5'-phosphatase protein. NCBI's taxonomy places the organism in Eukaryota, Parabasalia, Trichomonadida, Trichomonadidae. The record is from RefSeq and is a predicted model, not a curated record. Gene Ontology annotation, molecular function: phosphatase activity. Bases 1 to 759 code for a protein of 252 amino acids. The transcript has a single exon.
AUGAUUGUAGCACUACUGAGCCUUGCAAGGAUUCGUGGCAUUAUAUUUGAUGUUGAUGGAUUGUUAUUAGAUUCAGAGAAGAUCUUUGCAGAUUGUUUUAAAAAUGUCACUGGAAUGGAACUUACAACUGACAUUCAUGUUAAAGCAAUGGGAUUGACUGGCAUUCAAUUAGGAAAAUUCCUCAUGGAAAUGUACAAUAUAACUGGCGAUCCUGCCGAAUUUAUGAGAAAGAUUGACAUAUGUGCUGAUUACUUGUAUCCUUUUAGUGAAGUACUCCCAGGUGCAAGAGAAAUUGUUCAAAAAUUUGCUAAGCAUAAUAUCAAGAUGGGAGUUUCAACAGGUGGUAAAAGAGUUCAUCAUGAAGCCAAAAUAGCUAACCAUCAAGAUAUUUUCUCAAAGAUUGAGGCAACUACAUUUGGAAGCGAAAUAACCCACGGAAAACCAAAUCCAGAAAUAUUCGUGAAAACAAUGGAAAAGUUGAAUAUAACAGAUCCUAGUGAAGUUCUUGUUUUCGAAGAUGCCCCAAAUGGAGUGAAAGCUGCAAUUUCAGGCGGAAUGAAGUGCGUAAUUGUUCCAAAUCAUCAUACUCCAUACAAGGAGCAGCUAGAGAACCUUGGAGUAGUUCCUACAAUGUAUUUAAAGUCAUUAUUAGAAUUUGACUAUUCUGCCUUUCUGUUCAUUGAUAGAAAUGGCCAAGAAGUAACAUUUGAUAAUCUCAUCUUAGAAAGUAAUGAUGAAAUUAAUAAUAAAGAAUUAUAA